AUGAGUAUCAUUGAAGAUCUGACGGCUGCGAGUUCGAUUCCUUCCGGAGAAUCAACUGAAUCACAAAAUCCAGUCAUCGAGGAGUCCACUGAUAAGGCUGACGAGUCCCUCAAUGGUGAAUUAUCCAAAUUGGAUCUCGACAACUCCAAGGAGAAUGAAGUCAAAGAUGAGAGACCCAAUGGAGAAGGAAAAGAUUACAAACAAUCCAAGAUGCCAAAAGAGUACAGACCUGAGCUUGCGGCCAGGACAAUCUACGUUGGAAACUUGAAUUACAGAGUCGAGCCCCGCCAUGUCGAAGAUCUCUUUAGCUUCGCUGGACCUAUAACAAAAGUCAUGCUCGUGAUUCAACCCGUGACGAGACGGCCCUGUGGAUACGGCUUUGUCACGUUUGAGAAGGAAGAGAGCGUUGAAAAAGCCAUCGAGAAGCUUGAUAGAGCGGAAUUCUGGCAUAGGCCACUUCUGGUGAAGAAGAAGGAAGUCGUCAGACCAGAUCAGGAGUGGACUGAUUCUCCUAGAGAAGGAAACCCUGACUCUAACAGAGGCUCUUUUAGAGGAAGAGGCAGAGGAAGAGGUAGAGGUAGAGGCCGGGGUAGAGGAUUUAGAGGAGGAUUCAGAGGAGGCCGUGGCGGCAGAGGGAACUCCGCACCCACUGAAACCACGCCUAAUGAAACCACGCCAAAAACUGAAGAAUAA
Candidozyma pseudohaemuli is the source of this 693-nucleotide messenger RNA. RefSeq lists its product as uncharacterized. NCBI's taxonomy places the organism in Eukaryota, Fungi, Ascomycota, Pichiomycetes, Serinales, Metschnikowiaceae. The transcript has a single exon. Gene Ontology annotation, molecular function: RNA binding. Bases 1 to 693 code for a protein of 230 amino acids. The record is from RefSeq and is a predicted model, not a curated record.